AAGACGAGUCGGGAGCAGUGGGUGGCCGAGAGACGUAGCCGUGCUCCUGAGAUCAGCUGUGCCUUUUACCAUCUGCUGGAACGGUGCGUCAAGGCUGGCCCUCUGUCUGAACGUUCCGUCAGAAAUGGCCGAAGAGUCGAGAGAUGACUGUCAGACAUCUUUCGAUCCACGUCGGCGUCCCAGGCGAAGAAAGCCAGAUGGCGCCUCCGAACAUGCGCUUCCACCGCUGGUGCUAUGCCUAUCAUUCCAUUGAAGACGCUGAUGAACCCGCACUAUUUCUGCCGCAGCCAUCCAACCAUCUUCUGAUGCGCCCUGAAUGGCUGGGACACGUUAUCGACAAAUGUGUCAGAGGUGUCAUCAGGGUGUCGCCUACUGCCCACCGAUAUGGUAAAGUUAUAUUCGAGCAUGUCGGCCAUCUUUCUAUUGGAUUCGAUGCCGUCACCGAAGAGUAUGGGCCAGGGGACCCGGAAAAGAUUCAGUAUCAACCGGAGAUGUUCCUUCAGGUCUUGGAAUAUGCACCACAUCGCAGGUCCUGGGGUUCUGCCCAUGAAGAAUGUGCUUUCUACCGGUGGAAAAGAGAGACUAGCGAGAAGAGAAAACUAGCUGGAUUGCCGGUGAUAAUUGGGGGCAGCACGGGAGGGCUUCAUGAGUUGAUGCAUGGUGAAUGAUAUUGACGUUAUGAUCAAAGGAUACAUGUUUGAAUUACGUACUUCACGAUAUAUGCACUUGC
Molecule: messenger RNA, 730 nt
Organism: Aspergillus wentii DTO 134E9
Lineage: Eukaryota; Fungi; Ascomycota; Eurotiomycetes; Eurotiales; Aspergillaceae
Exons: 1
Coding region: 144-668 (174 amino acids)
Source: RefSeq, a predicted model, not a curated record